Molecule: messenger RNA, 3204 nt
Organism: Melampsora larici-populina 98AG31
Lineage: Eukaryota; Fungi; Basidiomycota; Pucciniomycetes; Pucciniales; Melampsoraceae
Exons: 13
Coding region: 1-3204 (1067 amino acids)
Source: RefSeq, a predicted model, not a curated record
AUGUUCAUCAUGAAUCCUCAAUUGAUACAAACUAUCAAAUCUAUCUUGUGGUCACGAAAUGCAUUGGCGGGUUUCAAGGGUCUUCUCGUAUAUAUCAUCUUCUUUGUCAUCUUCUUUUUGGGUCCAUUCGAGCGCUUGUUCAGUUUACCGGCUGCUGGUACUAGCGCUCUCUUGUUUUGUAUUGCUGGCUUCCCUGGAAAAUCGGUUGGAGCAUGUAUCACUUUGGUUAUUUCGGCUCUGCUGGGCGUUGGUCUGGGUGCAUUCAAUUUUUAUCUGCUCGCAAAGGCAGCCCCUUCACCUGUCGGACAAGGUUUCCUGUUCUUCAUAAUGGUUUAUCUCUUAGGACUCCUGAAAGCCUCAGAUCCAAAGUGGUUCGCAUUCUCAUUGCUUUGUAUUUUGAUGUCUUGGAAUGGGAUCACAACUACUGUCAACGCUCCUGGUCGACAAUUCUCUUCUGAUUCACUUAUAAGUUAUCUCACUGCAUAUCUAUGGGGUGGUGCAAUCAUUCUCUUUGUCAAUAUCUUUGUCUUUCCUCAUACGGCGGAAAAGGAGCUGCGAAUAGCGUUGGCUGCCUCUUUGGAUCACUGUCGUGUAUUUUUUUGUUUACUCUCCAAAACUUAUCGACUAGAGAUCAAUGAAGAAGAAACUCGUGUGCGAGACGAGCUUGCUCAGUCUAUCAGAGCAGACUUCAAUAUACUUCAAGGUAUAAUGACAGAAACUAGAAUUGAGAUAGUUUGGUCAAAGUGGUCAAUGUCGGAUUAUAAUCUCAUGGUUCACAAGACCCGUACAAUCCAACAAAUCUUGACUACAGUUCAUACAAACCUUCAAUCACUAGAUGGGUUAAAUACCAAGGAGUUUAAAAGAGAUUUUUUAUUAGGAGCAGAUAAAUCAUUAGAUGAACUUCAAAAAACGAUGCAUCAAUCAUUACAGGAAAUUCAAAAAGAGUUAGGAGUCGGUGAUCAAUGUGAAUCUUUUAAUCAAAAAGAAGCUCAAGAUAUGAGAGAAGUAGAUUUAGAGAAUUCUUCACCUUCUGAUACAAGACCUCAACGAAAUCGUUCUUCAAGCCAGAGUACUUCGAUCAUGGAAGUCGAAGCUAGACUACGCUCGGUUCAAAAUAACCUUGCAAAUGAAUUAAACAUGUCAUCCCGAAACUCAUACUCGAUCGAGACUCUCGCCUCUGCAGACUCGAUCCGUAAUUCUAACCCAGAACAUGAUAUACCAAUGUCUCAUAAAUCAUACACAGAUUCCACUCCCGGUUUCCCAUCUACUGAAUUAAAGAAGGAGCAAAUACCCAGUUCACUACAAGGGAAGUUAUUAAAGGCUUCUUCUAUGUUUGAAGAAUUCCAAUAUCGUAAAAUAGGUGUCUUUUUAGGAUCUGGAAGGUUAUAUGAUUCUAGCGAAACAAUGCUACUGAAACCUUCAUCUUCUGUACUGUCUAUGUCCGGUCCAAAAAGCUCGACAGACAUUCAAGAAGCUGAACUAGAGCAUGAAACCAACAAAACCUCAUCUCACCCCAUCUCAUUUGUCCGUAAAACCAAUCCUCAUGAUCCGAAUUCACAUUUAUCUACACCAGCACUGGGCUCUCGUCCAACUUCGAAUCAAACCUUUCUAACUGAAAUUGAAGAGACUGAAAUCCAUCAAACCUUUCUACGUGCAUUCUCUUAUUCGUUCAGUAUACAUAAUUUGAUAAAAGAGGUCACCGAAUUACUUGAACAUGUUACUGAGAACCUUCCGAAUGGUUCAAAACGAAAAUCAUCUCUUCACUUUCAUUUUUUGGAAAAUCUAAAUCCAAAGGUUCAAAAACGUAAACCUACAAACCCAAAUGACGAUAACGAAACAGGAUCAAAUGUAAAUCCAUCCUCAACAGAAGAAUCUGAAGACGAGAAAGGCAAUUUAUCAAUGCGUGAAGCAUUAGACGCUCUAGAAGGUCGAGAACACAUUCCAUCCAAGAGGGGUGUGCUUGGAUGGUUAAUCCGACUUGAAGAUUACAUUCGUUCACCUGAUAGUAUAUGCGCCUUCAAAGGAGCCUGUGGGGCUUCUGUACUCGGGAUUCUAUUUUGGGUAGACAAGACACGUCGAUUUUCAACAGACUUUACUUUAUCAAGUGGAUUACUCACCAUUAUGGUCGCUAUCACUCCCACCUUAGGACAGAGUUGGAUGAGUUUUAUGUUCCAGAUCUGUGGUCAAGGUCUAGGUUUGGUGUAUACAAUGAUAGAUGUAGGAGGUUAUAAAUACAAUCCAUACGGAUUAGUAGUAGCCUUAUCAUUAUUUGCAGCUCCACUCUGUUACAUGCUCUAUAGCGAUCCUAAAUUAUUUAUCUUAUGUCUUUUAGCUUUAAAUUCAGCUGGUGUGCUAGCUUAUUCAGAAUUUUUGAAUCGUAAUCAUACAUUUGAUUCACCGGCACAUAGAAUGGGUAAGAUCUUAACAGCCUUGGCUGUGGCUUUGGCUAUCGUCACUAGUUUACAACUUUUGAUUUUAAGAAAUCCAGCUAAAAGAUCUUUACGUAAAGCUAUGGCUCAAGUUAUGAAAGCUAAUACUGCUUAUACAAUUAUUCUUCAAGCUUAUGUUAAAGCAACUGUCUCGACUGAUCCUUAUCGACGUCCUUCACAUAAAGCACUUCGAAGAGUUUACCAUGAAUUGAUCAAACGUGAAACUCAAAUUCAAAGUCAGAUUUUGAAUUUGAUCCCACUCAUCAAGUUUUCAAGUGUUGAACCAUCAUUUGUUAAACCUUUUAAUGGAAAACAAUAUUCAAGACUUGUGAAAGCCAAUCAACGAAUCCUAGAUCGGAAUAGGGAUGCAAGAAUGGCAAUAGGAGAUCAACCGAUUUCAGAAAUCAUUAUAAAAGAAUUCGUCAACAAAUUACAUUCUCAUCGAAAAAGAGCGAUUCCAGAACUUAGAGUCUCAUUUUAUCUUUGUACUUCUACUUUACAAUCUAAAUUUCCUUUACCUAAAAAUUUACCAAAAGGAAAAGAUCAUUCAAUUGAAUUCUUUCAUGAUGGACUUUUAUUAUCGAUUAGAUUGAUUCAAAAAUUCUCGAAAUCUAAAACAAGAUCAGAUGAAUCGAAGAUUUUAACCAAUCGUGAAUUAACAAGAUAUUGGUCUUAUUUAUUGAGUAUGAUUAGUAUUUUUGAACAAUUAGAAGAAAUCGAAAAUGCAACUCAAAUCUUGUUUGGAAAUAUGGAAGAUGAUCCAUUAGAUUUUUAA